Chlorella variabilis is the source of this 1128-nucleotide messenger RNA. RefSeq lists its product as hypothetical. The transcript is spliced from 7 exons. Gene Ontology annotation, molecular function: beta-amylase activity. The record is from RefSeq and is a predicted model, not a curated record. Gene Ontology annotation, biological process: polysaccharide catabolic process. NCBI's taxonomy places the organism in Eukaryota, Viridiplantae, Chlorophyta, Trebouxiophyceae, Chlorellales, Chlorellaceae. Bases 1 to 1128 code for a protein of 375 amino acids.
AUGAGCUUCCACGCAGCCGGCAACAACGUUGGCGACUGCUGCCGGAUCAGCCUGCCGCGGUGGGUGGUGGAGGCCGGGGAGCGCGACCCUGACAUCUUCUUCACCGACUCCUCUGGCUACCGCAACCGCGAGUGCCUGUCCGUGGGCUGCGACACGCAGCCGGUGCUGCUCGGGCGCACGCCCAUCCAGGCACAGGCCGACUUUAUCGCCGCCUUUGCGGAUGAAUUUGGCGACAUGCUGGGCAAUGUGAUCAGCGAGGUGACGGUGGGGAUGGGCCCCGCCGGCGAGCUGCGCUACCCUUCGUAUCCAGAGGGCGACGGCCGCUGGCGCUUCCCCGGCAUCGGCCAGUUCCAGUGCUAUGACAAGUACAUGCUGGCCAGCCUGAAGGAAGCGGCAAUAGCUGCGGGGCACCCGGAGUGGGGCCACGGCGGGCCACACGAUUCAGGCAAUUACAACAGCCAUAGCUCCGAGACCGGCUUCUUCCGCAGCUAUGGCGGCAGCUGGGACACAGAGUACGGCCGCUUCUUCCUCUCCUGGUACUCUGGCCUGCUCAUCCAGCACGCCGACCGGCUGCUGGGCGCUGCGCGGCAAGUGCUGUCGGCGCGGUGCCGACCGCGGGCGAUGCGGGAGGCGCGCGAGCUAUCAGAUGGCGGCAUGCUCUACGUGUUUGGGCCCGCGGUGCAGCUGGGCAUCAAGUUGGCGGGCGUGCACUGGUGGUUCAAGAGCCGCGCACAUGCCGCGGAGCUGACUGCUGGGUACUACAACACGCGGGAGCGCAACGGCUACCUUCCCAUCUUUGACAUGCUCAAGCGGCACAGCGCGGCAGCCAGCUUCACAUGCGUGGAGAUGCGCGACUGCGAGCACCCCAUCGAGGGGCGCUGCUCGCCAGAGGGCCUGCUCAACCAGGUGCUCAGCACCGCUGCGCGCGUGGGGGUGCCCAUGAGCGGCGAGAAUGCGCUGCAGCGGUAUGACCAGUAUGCGUUUGACAAGAUCUGCGACUCUGCCUUUGGCCAGAGUGUGAUGGCUGGCCGCUUAGAGAAGCUCACCUUUUUGCGAAUGGGCGACAUGAUGAUUGACAACUGGAGCGCCUUUGGCGCCUUCCUGCAGCGGCUCACCUGCCCACCCUGA